Molecule: messenger RNA, 4731 nt
Organism: Linum tenue
Lineage: Eukaryota; Viridiplantae; Streptophyta; Magnoliopsida; Malpighiales; Linaceae
Source: the annotation of a GenBank genome assembly
AUGGAUUACAUAAAAGGAGCCGUCACAGUGAUUAUCUUGUCGCUUCCACUGGUGAUUCUCCUCUGCAAGCUGUGGUCUGGAAGGAGAAGUUCCGACACCUCGAGCAAUAUCGAUAAUGCAUCUAGACAAUUGGAUUCUGUUGCUUCUGCUUCUGAUACUGCAAAUUCUAAUCCGCUUCCCCUGCCAAUUGGAGAGUAUGAGGUGUUCUUGAAUUUCAGAGGUCCAGACACUCGUUAUCAAAUCACCGAUAUCGUUUAUCGGUUUCUAGUGAACUUGAAAAUUCGCACAUUUAAAGAGGAUGAUGAGCUCCGAAAAGGAGAAGGUAUAUGGCCCAGUCUCGUCAAGGCUAUUGAGCAAUCCAAGAUCUAUGUUCUCAUCUUCUCUGAGAAUUAUGCUUAUAGCAAAUGGUGUCUUAGAGAACUUGCCGCAAUUGUUGCAUGCCAAGAGAGAAACCAGGGCUGUGUCAUACUCCCUAUUUUCUAUAUGGUGAAUCCUAGAGAUAUACGUCAUCAAAGUGGACAUUACCGAAAUGCAUUUCGACAACACGAGCAAAAUAUUGACGAAGAGACCAUAAAAAGUUGGAAAGAUGCUCUAACUAAGGUUGGAGCUCUGAAAGGAUGGUAUGUCAAAAGCAGUGACGAGCAGGGGGCUAUAGCAGAUCUUGUUACCGGCGUUGUAUGGUCACAUCUAAGUAAGAACAGUCAAGUAUUAGAGACUGAUAAGUUGGUUGGAAUUGGUGAUCACAUAGAAGUAGUGAAAGAAAGAAUGGCUCUCAACUUUCCAUGUGCGACAAUCAUUGGCAUCUAUGGUAUGGGUGGCAUUGGUAAGACCACUAUCGCAAAGGCUGUCUAUAACAAAGUAUUUGCUCAAUUCGAUCGAUGUAGCUUUGUGAGUGACGUAAGAGAAAUGCUACAACAAAAAGAUGGUGCUAUCAAUUUGCAGAAGCAUAUUAUCUCACAGAUUUUGAGGGAGAACUUUGUUGAAUCCAUUGCCAAUGGUAGUGAUGGAAUGAAAAUUAUAAGAGAGAGAGUUUCUCGGUUCAAAGUUCUUAUUGUUCUCGAUGAUGUGGAUGAAAAGUUUGAAUUAGCUGACAUCUUGGGAAACAUGGAGGAAUUUGAUCCUGGGAGUAGAGUCAUCAUUACGUCCAGAAAUGUGAAAGUUUUGAGUAAUUUGACUAAUGAUUGCAAGUUAUAUAGAGUCCACGAGAUGAGUUGUCAACAUGCACUUCAACUCUUUUGCAAGCAUGCGUUCAGAAAGGAUUCUCCUCCACCGAGUUAUCAGUCUUUGUCAGAGGCUAUUGUAUCUAUUGCGGCGGGACUUCCAUUGACUCUUAAAGUUGUUGGAUCACUUUUAUUUGAAGAGGAAAAAGUGUUUUGGAUUGAUAAACUCAGACAGUUAAAAGAAAUUGCAGAGGAAAAGGUUGUACAAAGGUUAAAGAUAAGCUAUGAUACAUUGAGUGAAGAGGCAAAGCAGAUUUUCUUGGAUAUUGCUUGUUUCUUCAUUGGAAAGGACGAAGAGAUGCCUUCUUAUAUGUGGAGUGACUGUGGCUUUUUCCCCAUAACUAAUAUCAAUAUUCUUAGUCAGAGGUCUAUGAUUGAAAUAGAGUAUUCUUACAAAAGUAAGAAAGUAUUUCGAAUGCAUGAUCAACUCAGAGAUAUGGGUAGAGAAAUUGUACGCCAAGAAAAUAUAAGACAUCCAUGGAAGAGAAGUCGGAUAUGGUCGAAGGAUAAAGCUUUGGACGUGUUGCUUAACAAAAAGGGAACAAACAGAGUAGAAAGCAUUAGAAUAAUAAACUCAUCAUCUGAUGAUGAUGUUGUGGAGAAGCUUGAGAUUGGGGCAAACCUUGAGAAUGAAUGCUUUUUGAAUUUGUCAGAGUUAAGAUACUUUGACGUGGAAGCUAAGAUGCUCCCUAGCAACUUCAGUAAUUAUCUUCCAAAUUUAAAAUGGCUUCAAUUGGUGUUAGGAUAUGGUGCGUGUUUGCCUAAGUUCCGUGUGGACAAUUUGGUGAUUCUCAACCUCUUAGGCUCAGUGAAAGAUGAUUGGGGGAGUUUGAGGCAUAUCAAGAUGGCGAGCAAACUCAAAGUUUUGAACCUUUCGGGUAAGUUCCUGAUCGAAUAUCCUGACUUUCCAAGUUCCGGGAGUCUAGAGAUAUUACGUAUGGAGGAUUUCGGACCUCAGUUGUCCCGCAAGGAUAUAGAUGUUGGGAAUCUGAAGAACUUGAAAGUGCUUCAUCUGAAGAACUGUGAGAUAAGACAGAUAAGGGGUGGAACCAUUGGGAUGAUGCAGGGGCUUCAAGAGCUCAGUAUCAUCCAUUUAAAGUUUGAGACAGGUCUGAGGGAAGCACUUGACAAUAUUGGGGAUUUGCAGUUUCUUGAAAUCUUGAUAGUAGAGUUUGCACACAAUGUUGGACCUAGAUCAGUUCAUGAGAAUGGACUGCUGGGGAUUAAGCUUCCCACGAGUUUGAAGAAGCUGCUGAUUCCAUAUCCAGUUGCUAACCUUUCGGAGUUGCUGGAAUUGGAGAAAUUAACUGUUGAUAGAUGUGGGCACGGGAGUGAGAUCCCUUCAGCAGACAAUAGUAAUAUGUGGUGGAAGGUAUCCAAAUUGAAGUCUAUAACAUUGAAAGAGACAAAGAUGACUAUCCCAUUUAAUACUUCUAGUCCAUCUUCCAUGUCGCUGCUUCCAUCAUCAUUGAUCAUUCUGGACAUCGCUAAGUGUCCAGAAUUGGAGUGGCUCCCAAAUCUGGAGAAUUUGGAGAAUUUGACUUUCUUAUCCAUCAGUGGGUGUUCCUUGCUUAAAGAGAUCCCAGGUCUCGGAGGACUGAAAUCCUUGGAAACUCUGAGCAUAAGUGAUCUGAAAGCUGUAUGCAACCUGGACGGUCUUGACAGCCUCUAUUCUUUGACAUCCUUGACACUUUUUGACUGUGAUGCAUUGGAAAGACUACCCAGCAUUGGGUCUUUGAGCAAGUUACUUUAUUUAGGCAUCUCUUAUUGCCAUAGUCUCACAAAAAUCCAAGGUCUUGGAAGCCUAAUAUCUUUGCAAAAGCUAGAGAUUACUGUUGCAAAGAGUAAACGGGAUCGCCUCAGCUUUGAAAGAGAACUCUCUUUGAACAAGUUGGAAUUCGAGAAUUUUCCUAUUCUAUCACUAUUACUCUAUAACCUUGAUGCUGAGUGCCGAUUAGAAGAUCUCUACUUUCCCAGUUCUGGGAGUCUAGAGGAAUUGCAUCUGCAGAAUUUCGGGCAUCGGCUGUCCCAUAAGGAAUUGUAUAUUGGGAAUUUGUGGAACCUGAAAGUGCUGAGUCUGCAGCAAUGCGAGGUAGGAGAGAUAAGUGGUGGAACCAUUGGGAUGCUGGAAGGCCUUCAAGAGCUUGAUAUCUACGAGUUCCACUGUGUGAGAAAUCUAAGAGAAGUGCUGGCGGAUGUCGGGGAAUUGCAGUUUCUUGAAAUAUUGAGAGUAACAAGCGAUAGUAUUUUGAGAUUACUUUACGAGCAUCUAUUGUUGGGUACUAAACUUCCCUCAAGUCUGAAGGAGUUGGCUGCUACAUCUCCAGUUGCUAACCUUCCAGAGCUGGUGGAGUUGGAGAAACUAACAGUAGAUGGAUGCGGUUAUGGGCUUGAGAUCCCUCCUGCAGACACUUGCAAUAUGUGGUGGAAGAUAUCCAAAUUGACGUGCCUGACGCUCCGCAAGACAAAAAUGACCACACCAAUCGAUACUUGCCUGCGGCUGCUUCCAUCAUCACUGACCACCCUCAACAUCUACUCGUGUCCGAAAUUGGAUUGGCUCCCAAAUCUAGAGAAUUUAGAGAACUUAACUUCCUUAUCGAUCAACGAUUGUCCCCUCCUAAAGGAGAUCCUUGGUCUUGAAAGGCUGAAAUCCUUGGAAACUCUGACUAUACGUGAUCUGAAAGCUCUAUGCAACCUGGACGGUCUUGACAGUCUCUAUUCGUUGACAUACUUGACACUUUCACGCUGUGAUGCAUUGGAAAGACUGCCCAGCAUGGUGUGUUUGAGCAAGUUGCGUGAUUUAAGUAUCUCCUCCUGCUCUUGCCUCAGGGGAAUCCAAGGACUUGGAGGGCUGGAAUCCUUGCAAAUGCUUUACAUUCGUGAUGCAGAGAGUUUAAGUCAUCUCUUCGGCUUUGACACUCUCCUGUCUCGUAACAAGCUAGAAAAUUUAAAGAUAAGUGGCUGUCCUCAUCUGACAUUACUACCAUUCCCUGACUUUGAUGAUGGACACCGUUCACAAGCAGCGGUACUUGACUCUUUACAGGUGCUAGACAUCGGUGGAACAACCCAGGUGCUGCAGAUCUUCUGCCGGAUGAUUCAGUGGUUCUUGCUCCCAAGUCUCGCGGAGUUGACACUUAGUGGGGUGGAGAUUGGAAACGUUGACACAGAAUUGAGCCUAGAUGGGCUCGAGUCUAUGGAAGAUUUGGUUGAGCUGCGUCUUAAUGACUUGGCCUCUAUAAGGAGGCUACCUUCACUGUCAAAGCUGGGAAAUCUGAAAAGUCUAACAGUGAAUAAUGCUCCAAAGCUGCGAGUGAUUGAGGGCCUUGGUGGUUUGAAGUCCUUGAAAGAGCUUGAUCUCUCUGGAUGUACAGCAUUGGAAAGAUUGCCUGUGGAUCAGCUAUAUGGUUUGGAGCGAUUGAGAAGCGUGGACAUCCAUGGCUGCACAAACUUGAUUGAUCUAGAAAAAAUAGAGCUGGAGGUACAGAUACUGUGGCCAGAUUUCGGGUACUGA